This is a messenger RNA of Stylonychia lemnae, 1044 nucleotides long. The record is from the annotation of a GenBank genome assembly. Lineage: Eukaryota; Ciliophora; Spirotrichea; Sporadotrichida; Oxytrichidae.
AUGGGACGAGAAAUGCAUGAUUUAAAAUUUAGUAAUAAAGAUCCACAUUUGUAUGAAGGAAAUGAAUAAAAUGCAUUUGCUAAUGUAAUAAAAGGAUUCUUGGGUUAAAAUCUCACUAUAUAAUAUGCUGCAAUUAACGAUAGUAAAAAAAUAGAGUAUUUAGUCAAUAACUAGAGACUUCAAAAACUUAAACUAAAAUUCUCAAACAUUGGAAAAUGCUAAUUUAAUAACUUAAUGAAAGCUCUAAAAAAUCAACCGAAUUUUAUGAGUUUUAAAUUAAAAGAAGUAGCAUUGAAUGAUAAAAAUAAAGAUUUGCUGACUCCACUGGAAAAUUGCAAGAAAUUACAGAUUAUAUCCAUCAAUAACACUGGAAAAGGUAGCUUUUCUUUAAUCGAAAAUUUUAUAUCUAAGCUAGGAAAGCAGCUUCGCUCAUUUACUUAUAUCUCAAGCUCAUCUGAUUCUUAGAAAAGAUUUAGUCUGAUAAAAUAUCUCAACCCAACUACUUUGAAGAAACUUAGAAUACAAUGUGCAGAAUAUGUUAAAUAUCCUGAUAAAAUUAUUGAAUCUAAGGACAAUUUAAAUGAUAUUUAAGCUCUCUUUGCUUUCAAUUGCCUCUUAAAACUGAAAAUUCAUCUAGAUUAUAUUUCAUUUGACUCCAUCAAUGCUCUUGGUUAAUUGCUAGACAAUCUGUCUAAAAGUUUAAGAUAUCUUGAAAUAGGUAUUGAUAAAGAAUGUCUCGAUUUAUAAAUGGUGUUUAUGAUUACAUUUUCUUCAAUUACAUCCAAUGAAUAUGCGAGAUACAUGAAAAGAAACUCUAAUAAAGAAGACAUUAAAUAGUAUUUGGUUAAGUUUGCAGAAGGAUUAGGACUCUGCUCAAGAUUGAUUGAUGCAAAAUUGCCAUCUGAACUUCUAAAUACUCCUUUAUUUGAUCUUUAUUAUGGAUUUAUGGAUAGAAAUGGUAUUGAAUCAAAUUUAGUUUUAAUGAGUAAUUUUUAGGACUCUCAACAGUGCAAACCUGAAAUUUACAAAAGCUUUUUAUUAUGA